GGCUGCCGGCGAUCUCGAUCGAGUCGGAACGAGAUCGAAAGGGAAGAGAAUUCGUUGCAUUGCGACGUUGAGCGGAACCGAGCCGCCGAGUCCUUUUUCCGAAUCCAAUCAGCGGUCACUUGGUGUUUCUAACCCCGGGCGGCGAGGUGAGGUAUAUCCCGGAGUGUUGGUCGCGUUGGGGUGGCCGGGUGCAUCGUGCAGCCAGGUAAGGGGCAGCUGUCCACCAGGUGCCGGUCACCCCUCCAUCGCGUCUCUACCUUGUAGCUGGUGGGGAUUUGCACGGCCCGAUUGGAUGGUGGCUCGCGUUCGUUGCAGCAAUACUCUCGCGCUCACGACAGAAAACAGUCAGUCGUCCCAGGGCGCUCGACGCGGCACGAUUCGCGGCUACGUGCUAGGUCGCGCCACUCGUCGUCGUUAUCGUCGUCUUCGUGACACACGCGGUCUUUGCAAAACAGUCUUUCUCUCUCUCUCUCUCUCCAUCUAUCUCUUAUAUGUAUCUCUCUCAUUCUCUCUUAUCACCGGGUUUAGGAUUACAGUGAGAUCCCAGACGACGAUCGAUCGUCCACUCGUACACCCGAACGACCGGCUGAAUGAAUGACAGUCGCGUCCGCGUCAGACAGGAUAUAAGUCACGUUUAGGUACCGGCUGAUAGUUUGUCGUUGUUUUUUUCACCAAAGCCUGUCGGGAGUCCUCGCGCUAAGUUGAAGGCUUCGCUUAGGCAGAUUUCCGCGACUCCGAUCGGCCGGACAGUGGUGUGCAGCAACCAGGAGACGUAGUCCCGAGUAGUUGUCCCGCCGUCUUCAGGAUCAGUGUCCGAAUCAGUGCGAUCGUCAGUGAGUCAUCGGACUUGAGGCUCUCGUCGCAUCUCAAGUCUGCCGUCCGGUUGCUCCGCGUCGAUCUCUCCUUCCUCCUCCUGCCCCUCCUCCUCAUCUCCCUUCUCCUUUUUCCUAGUCAACCGUCGACCUUCUUCUUAUUCUUCUCUCUUUCUCUCUAUCUCUCUCUCCGCACACCUCGUCGCGAGCUUUCGCGCCUGACUCACCGAGACCGCGGCAGCAGCACGGCCACAUUUAUGGGGGUGUCCGGAGAGUGCGCGGUCAAGGGCAGCAAAAGCCACCCCUGUCACUGCUGCGUCCACGUCGGCGGCUCUGGCGCGAGCGUGCAGCAGCAGCAGCAACAGCAGCAACAUCAGCACCAGCAUCAGCACCACCAGCAUCAUCAGCAACAGUCCACGCCCUUCGAACCGCACCAUCAUCAUCAUCACCAGCAUCACCACCAUCACCAUCAUCAUCAUCAUCACGGCAAGCACGCGCCAGCCACGCCGCAGCACAACAGCAGCGGUGACAGCAACAUUUUAGCACCGUUGCGCAGCAAGAUGAAAGUACUCAAGAAGCUCAAGCGCAAGAUGGGUCUAGCGCCGAGAUCGUCGAGCGCGGGCACAAACAACCUGCCGCCGUUGACGUUUCACCACGUGCACGGCGACAACAUCCGGCUGUGCAAUGGCGGCACGAUCGCCAGGAGGCACGAGAGCUUUUGCAAGGGUGUCACCUUUAGCGCCAGACCCGUGCGAGUGGGCGAGAAGGUCUGCGUGAAGUUCCUGGAAAUAUCCGAUAAUUGGAGCGGCGUGAUCCGCUUCGGCUUCACCAGCAACGACCCGAUCAACCUCAGGAGCGGCUUGCCGAGGUACGCCUGUCCGGACCUAACGAACAAGCCGGGCUAUUGGGCGAAAGCCCUGGCCGAGAGAUUCGCCGAGCGAGACACGGUGCUUUUUUACUACGUGACCUCGGCGGGCGAUGUUCACUUCGGCGUGAACGGCGAGGAGAAGGGCCUCUUCUUCAGCGGUGUGGAGACGCGGGGUCCGCUCUGGGCAAUUAUCGAUGUCUACGGCAACAGCACGGCGAUCGAGUUCGUCGAUCCGAACCGGCAGCACUUCAACAACAUCAGGCGGGGCGCCGAGCACAGCAACGAGGACAACGCGCAGCACAGCAGGCACUCGGCGAUGGACGACGCCAGCAAUGCCGGCAGGGACGUCGAAAGGAUCAUCGUGCCGUCCAUGCAGAGCUUGUCGAUCCAUCAUGAGCCCGAUGUCGAGCUACCCGGGCUCAGGUUUCAACCCGCCGGCGUCAUCUUCACCCCGCUGCCCUUCCACUCCACACGGGGCAGGAACAUCCGCUUCAGCAACCAGCAGUGCGUGGCGACGCGCACCGACACGGAAUUCUGUCACGGCUACGCCUUCACGAGCCGGCCGUUGCUGCUGGGCGAACGGCUGGUCGUGCAGAUCCUCUCCACCGAGCCGAUGUACGUAGGCGCCCUCGCGCUCGGCCUGACCUCAUGCGAUCCCGCGCGGCUCUCUCCGGACGACCUGCCGGACGACAGCGACCUGCUCCUGGACCGUCCCGAGUACUGGGUAGUCUCCAAAGACGUGGCCUCCAGUCCCCAGCCCGGCGACGAGAUCGCCUUCACGGUGACGCAUUACGGCGAGGUGCAGAUGAGCAAGAACGGCGGCCCGCCGAACGUCGUCAUGCACGUCGACCAGAGCCUGCAGCUUUGGGCCUUCGUGGACGCUUACGGGAGCACCCAGAGGGUCAGGAUGCUGGCCAGCCGACCGACAUCCCCGCCACGGCAACGUCAGAGCAACCCUUCGCCGGCCAGUAUCGCCCAGCAGCAGCAGCAGCAGCAGCAACAACACUCGAAUCACAGCAACGCCGCGACGGAACUCUCCCGAUUCUCGGAGAUGGUGCAGUUCAAGCCGGCGGUGGGCGGCGGCACCGUUCUGGUCGUCAACCUGCCACCUCAGGCUGGCUACCCUACCCCGCCGCCGCCGCCCACGCCGCAGCCGGUCUACGCGUCGGCGAACGCGCACGGCAGAGGCGCGCAGCAACCGGCGCAGCAGCAACAACCGGCCCAACACCUGCCUUCGUCCACGGCGCCCGCGCCACAUCCGGGUUCCUCCAGACAGUCCUCGCCGCCGCUCACCGGCACCAUGGCCAGCACCGGCUCGUCCACGUACGUGGACCCGGUCACCUACCAGAGCCUGGACGGCGGCACCCUGACCGCGUCCUCGCACGCUUCGUCCCACUUGCAGCAGUGGAGCGAGAGCCUGCAGCCGACGCUGACCGGCCAGCCGAGCGAAUGCUCCAUCUGCUACGAGAGGAGCAUCGACAGCGUGCUGUACAUGUGCGGUCACAUGUGCAUGUGCUACACCUGCGCGAUCCAGCAGUGGCGCGGCAAGGGCGGCGGCCACUGCCCGCUCUGUCGCGCGCCGAUCCGCGACGUCAUCCGUAUCUACCGGUCCUGAACGUCGUCCCGGCCGGGGAGACGAGCGUGAACGUUUCCCCCCCACCGCCGCUCGCGUCCAGAUCAUCAUCGUCGUCAUCACCGUGCUUCCGUCGUCGUUUCCUUCCGCGCGUACCCCGCCGCGGUUCAUCGGAGUGCUUCUCGCUUCUUCCGCUACCACCAGGACCAGCGUCGGAACAAUCGCGAGGCGCCGCUUCCUCACACACUGCCGACGAUUUUCGUCGAUUGUUUUUUCUACUGAACGCCCGAAGACGAACGCUUCGAAGCGCGCUCAUCUCGCCACCCCCCGGGAGCUCUCCGUGAGGCGGGUCGCUCUUCCGCGAACGAGAGAAGCAACGACCGCGCGAGCUGGGCUCGACCGAGCCGAACGUCAUUCUCGCGACGCGCCUCUGUCAAGAUCGUGUCACUGUCAAUUAACGUGCCAAUUAAAACGAGGGGCGCGCGGACCACCACCUGCGCGAGGAAAGCAGCGGUGCUUGCUUUCGGGUAAUCGCGAUCACCACUGCCGCAGUUUGCGAGAUCGAGCGAGAACGCGGAGAUGAGUCACCGCGAGUUCUAUUGUAUGAGAACGAAAGUGAGAAAGAGAGAGAGAGAGAGAGAGUGAGAAUGUGUAUAUGUGUUGGAAGGAGAGAGACCAGCGUAAUUAGCUGUAGCUGAUCGAGUUGCUGCUUGUUGUACCGAUGAUAUCCUGUCAAGUCCUGCCGUGCGAAUGCGUGAGACGUGUGCAAGUGAGUGCGAGGAUACGCGCAAAAAAGAGAUAGAUCGAUUUUAGAUAUUUUCACAAGCGACAUAAUCGUCACUACCAUUACCAAUUACUAUUACUACUAUUACCGCUCUGAUCUAUCGCUAUUAGUACUACUACUAUUACCACUACUAUUACUACUAUAUUACUACUACUAUUACUACUACUAUACCGUACUACUCUUCCAGCCUUUUAAUUAUUUUAUUAUUUUGCUAUUAUUAUUAUUUUUUUUUAUUAUUAACUCUAUCGCUACUAUGUAUUAAUUAUUAUUAUUAUUAUUAUUAGUUAUUCGUUCACAUUGUGUAAUUGUCUUUAUUAUUCGCGAGCAGCUUCAUUUGCCACGAUCGCUAUUAUACUUUCACGAUUGCCGAGAUUAUAGUGAUGGUUGGUGAAUUAACAUAGUCACUAUACAUAUAGCGUGAUUAUUAUUUAAUGGACCGUGUGAUUACGUUGAACGAACUUUCAGACGCCUGGAGCGCUUCUUCGAAGAACGAGCUCGUGUUCGCGCCCCCCCUCUCCCGCGACGUAAGCGAAGGGAAUCUCGUCCGGUUGCGGUUUCAAUGGAUGAGAGAACGCGAGCGGGCUCUCGAGACACACUCAGAUAUUGUCCGUUCGCAUCUCCUGCCGCGUGUUCGUGCUUCCGUCUCGGACGGUAAUACACGAGAGCGCCCGACGUGCGUCGUGUCAGGCAGACCUUUACCAAAGAUCCUGAUCGUUUCCAGUCUGCGUUACUUCGUCAUCCGCACGUUACUUCGCGACAACACCCCGAUGAUCAGAGACCGCGCAAUAAGCGACGAGAUCGCUUUCGUUUGAUCGACUUUUCUACCUAGUUAACACGUUCGAGACAUUCACUCACGUGAUCGUCGGAAGAUUGCGGAGCAUUCCUCAGCGUUGUGAGGAUGUUCGCUUCAAGGUGAUACAGUCACGAUCAGCGAGAUGUCUCGAGUCUCUUGUAGACGCACGGGUUUCGCUCGGGAGCAGCAGCGCGCUCGACGAGUCCGCGUGAUUAUCGCGAGAUUUCCUUUUGAAUAUUUUUCUAAUCCGACGGAGUUCGGAACGAAGAGAGGUUAGAAGGAAGUCUCGGUUCCAAGCUCCGCCGCCGGGUUUCCGCGUGGUUCCGCCUCCUCGCGUCGACGAGUCGCGUCAAUUCGUUGGGAGAACUCGAGAAAAUGAUGUCGAGAAAACGGGGCGACGUUGUCUCGUUGAUUCCCGGCCGAACUUGAAAGCUUGGCGCUGCUCUUCGGGGCUGUCGUGCCUCGUAGAGGUUUCUUCAUUCGUCUUUGUAGGGAGAUGAAUGAACCUUCGUAGGAAAGAUCUCCCGGCAACGGAAACGCGUGCGGCGUCCUUCGACCCUCACGAAAGCGAGAACGUUGGCUGUUUUGCGCGACAAUCGUCCGCAUUUUAUUUCGCGACGCGCCCUUUCCCGAGAAGCGCGAGAGGGGACGGCGAACUUUCUGCGAGUUUGUAGAGAUUGAGAGAGAGAGAGAAAGAGUGUGUGUGUUUUUGAACGAGACGAGACGAUUUCGAGCCAAAGGCAACGAGGUGUCUGAACCCUUAAGAAAAAGAAAAAAAAUUAACUCUUAGCGAGGAGAAGAGGAGGCGAUCCUCUCUCGAUUAUAACUAACGGAUGCGCAAUAAAGCAGUAGUGAAAUCUCUAGUCCAGCGAACGGCGGAUUUUAGGCCGCCAAUCCAAAAAGAUGACGAGCGUGAAGUACGAGGUGUAGAGCUCUGUCCUUCUCCUGGAAAUGAACGGAGAAGGAAGAAAGAGAGAGAGGUAGACACACGAAGCGAGAGACAGAGAAAGCGAGAAAGAGUGAGACCGAGAGAUUUUAUAGAUUACGAAAGAGAGAGACGCGAAUUAUUGCCUGUGCCGAGCCAGACGGCGCGUUCGCGAUUUUAUUAAAAUGAAAAAAAAAAUGUUA
Messenger RNA from Dinoponera quadriceps, 5958 nucleotides. RefSeq names its product protein neuralized (gene neur). The record is from RefSeq and is a predicted model, not a curated record. NCBI's taxonomy places the organism in Eukaryota, Metazoa, Arthropoda, Insecta, Hymenoptera, Formicidae. The transcript has 4 exons. Gene Ontology annotation, molecular function: ubiquitin protein ligase activity. Bases 1070 to 3295 code for a protein of 741 amino acids.